GUGUGCUCUUCAUCACCUUUUAUUGUCUCCCCUUUCCCACUUUCUUUUCCAUCUGCGUUCGAUUCUCUGCGCACUCUUCUCUCUUCCCUCUUCCCUUUGUGCGGCUCGGUACAUACCCUCAUCGAGACUGCAGAGCGCGCUCCUGUUCGUCCUUGUUCUCUCAUCCUUCUCCUUGGUGUUCUCCCUAUUCUAAUAAGGCACACACCACGGCGCGUUCCACCUGUCCUAAUCGUGCAGUCGAUCUCCACCUCCCUCCUUUCACACCCUCUGCACUUGAACCCAUAAGAGAACAGCUUCUUACUUGACUCCCAAGUCGCUUUUUCGCCCUCAGCCGUCUUCCCUUCUCGUCGCUCCUUCUUCCUAUUUACGAUUCAUUCGACGCCAGUGUUGACUGCGCAAAGCCAUCGAUUGAACUUCCGCAUCUUUGGCCCAAGCUGGAUUCUUUCAAGGGAGCGUUUGGAGCUGAGAAGGGUGGCCGCUUCUCAUCCCCGAGUCGCAGGAGAAUGGCAGGCUCACAGCGCUAUGUGCGCUACAUCGGCUUUGCGCUAUUUUGCAUAGCCGUCCUGUACUUUAUCACCUCGUCCUCACCCACGCCCGGUUUGGGCAGCCUCACACCUAGCACGGGUGGUUCCAAUGCGGGCUUCGCCCCUGAGAAAUCCUCUGGCGACAGCCUGGACAAGGGUACCACUCCGAAACCUGUUGACACACUCGUCGGAACCGCCCCUGGCAAGCGCAUGAAUGCCACCUUUGUCACCCUCGCCCGCAACAGCGAUGUCUGGGAGAUCGCGCGCUCCAUCCGCCAAGUCGAGGAUCGCUUCAACCGCAAGUUCAACUACGACUGGGUCUUCCUCAACGAUGCUGAGUUUGACGACACAUUCAAGAAGGUCACGUCCGCCCUGACUUCUGGCAAGACCAAGUACGGCAAGAUCCCCAAGGAGCACUGGUCCUUCCCCGAGUGGAUCGACGUCGACAAGGCGGCCAAGGUGCGCGAGGAGAUGCGCGAGAAGAAGGUCAUCUACGGCGACUCCGUCUCCUAUCGCCAUAUGUGCCGCUACGAGUCUGGCUUCUUCUUCCAUCACCCGCUCAUGCUUGACUACGAGUGGUACUGGCGCGUCGAGCCAUCCAUCGAGCUGUUCUGCGACAUCAACUACGACACGUUCAAGUUCAUGGCCGACAACGGCAAGAAAUACUCGUUUGUGCUCUCGCUAUACGAGUACGUCGAGACGAUCCCUACGCUGUGGAACAGCGUCAAGACCUUCAUGAAAGAACACCCAGAGCACAUUGCUAAGGGCAAUUCCAUGGCCUUCCUGUCCGAUGACGGUGGCGCGACGUACAACCACUGCCACUUCUGGUCCAACUUCGAAAUUGGCAAUCUCGACUGGCUGCGCUCCAAGGCCUACCUCGACUACUUUGAGCGUCUCGACAAGGACGGCGGCUUUUUCUACGAACGCUGGGGCGACGCGCCCGUGCACUCAAUUGCUGCCGCGCUCAUGCUGCCAAAGGAGGAAAUUCACUUCUUCAACGACAUCGCCUACUACCACGUCCCGUUCACACACUGCCCGACAGGAGAGCAAUAUCGCAUGGACCACAAAUGCCACUGCAACCCGAAGGAUAACUUUGAUUGGCAGGGUUACUCUUGCCUGACCCGCUUCUUCGAUCUCAAUGACAUGCACAAGCCUGCCGGGUACGAAAAGGAGCAGUCCUAAAUCUGGACAUUCACUUCUUUUUCUCGAUCUCGCGCACGCUUCUAUCCCUCUCUUCCCUUUCCAUCCAACAAGAUCUUCUAUAUAUUUUUAGAACGCCUGUCUUAGGCGAAGUCUGCCGUGGUUUUUAAUAUGGGCUGAUCUGCGUCGUGGUCUAUGCGGGGAGCUCGAUGCAAGUCAUCACACGCGUCGUCUUCAUCCUUGUGUCCAUCAUGUAUAUCAUAGGGCAUCUGGCAGGGACUAUGCACUGGCUGGUGAGUUUCGACAUCAUUCCCUUCCACGGUCUUCUCCAUAAGUCGGUGGUGUAUGACAAAACAUAAUCUGGCGUUUUCAUGGGGUAUAUGGGAUUUUCUGUCGAAAGUGAAAAUUUUGACACCUUCUCCUUUUCCUAUAUCGUGUACAUGAAUUAUAGAAGUUGUUUCCGCUUAGGGGGGAGGGAGAAUCACUACUGGGACAAAGGGGCACAUUUGAUACGAGUGCUUGUCGCAUGAGUCUGCCGACAUUCGGAAUUCUCUCGCUGAGCGCGUUGCUUGCUCUUACUUUGUUGCUUUUUCCAUACGGUCUCAUGUAUGUAUGAGCUGUAUUUCGCGAUGAACGAGAGGUCAGGACAUACAAAGAAUUAGGUGUUGAAUAUGAGAACGGGAACUGUAUAUUUUUUUGGGCUACUUUGCGCCUUUUGACGCUGGCGGGAAGCCUUUCCGAGGUUCCUUUGCAAUUUAGAUCUUUCUGCUUCAA
Molecule: messenger RNA, 2438 nt
Organism: Verruconis gallopava
Lineage: Eukaryota; Fungi; Ascomycota; Dothideomycetes; Venturiales; Sympoventuriaceae
Exons: 3
Coding region: 504-1706 (400 amino acids)
Biological process (GO): protein N-linked glycosylation; cell wall mannoprotein biosynthetic process; protein O-linked glycosylation
Cellular component (GO): Golgi apparatus; membrane
Molecular function (GO): alpha-1,2-mannosyltransferase activity
Source: RefSeq, a predicted model, not a curated record